Messenger RNA from Marasmius oreades (fairy-ring Marasmius), 3860 nucleotides. RefSeq lists its product as uncharacterized. The record is from RefSeq and is a predicted model, not a curated record. The transcript has 12 exons. Gene Ontology annotation, cellular component: plasma membrane. NCBI's taxonomy places the organism in Eukaryota, Fungi, Basidiomycota, Agaricomycetes, Agaricales, Marasmiaceae. Bases 420 to 3653 code for a protein of 1077 amino acids. Gene Ontology annotation, molecular function: ATP binding; ATP hydrolysis activity; P-type calcium transporter activity. Gene Ontology annotation, biological process: intracellular calcium ion homeostasis; calcium ion transmembrane transport.
CGACCUGUUACGUUCUACUACCAACUCUCCUCCCUGCACCAUGGUGUCUACCACCAAUCUGUUCAUAGUACUGCGUUGGACGACUUCUAUACGAAAAACUCAACAAAUUUGACCAAAUGUGGCCCCUUGGCAUAUCUCAUAACCCCCUCGUCCUGAAUACCAAGGCUGGGCAAUUUUCAUAUAGGCGAAUAACAGAUAUCAAUUCGAUACUUAGGACCUACUCCCGCCCACAACAUUCCUUCGUUUGGAGGCAUUCUGGACGUUAUUUCCUGGCGAAAACCCUACUUUGGCCUUUCAAACCUCCAUUUUUUACCAACCUUGGCUUCUCUUGGCCGGGAUAACCUUUUUCAGGGACCAAGACUUGGAGGUCGUAUUUAACGACAUGCCCCAGCUCCAACAGAACCCACUAAUGACCUAACAUGGGAAUAUUCUCUAGAAAAACUUUCGGUCGCUCCUACACUCGUUCGUCGACCAAUCCCGUUCCUCAGAAUAUCCAACAGGCAACGACUCUAUCCGAACGUGCCUACGUUCUCGAAUCUAAGCAAGUCAUCCAAAAGUUGCAAACAAACGUAGAGGAUGGUAUAUCUGAAGAAGAUGCAGAGAAAAGAUUGCAAGAUUACGGUGAAAAUCUACUCACGAACGAGAGCUCCGUCUCCGCCCUAUCUGUCUUAAUACGCCAAAUGGCCAACGCCCUCACCCUCGUCCUCGUUGCAGCCAUGGCUCUAUCCUACGGUGUACAAGACUGGAUAGAGGGUGGUGUCAUCACGGCCGUCAUUGUCCUAAAUGUCGCAGUCGGUUUCAUUCAAGAAUACAGAGCCGAAAAAACCAUGGAUUCCCUCCGAUCCCUAUCCUCACCCACCGCCGUCGUCAUCCGCUCUUCGGAAACCAAAGUCGUCCCAGCACGUUUCCUCGUACCAGGCGACAUCGUUUUCAUCAAGAUGGGUGAUGUCGUGCCAGCGGAUCUUCGAGUAUUGGCGACGACGAACCUCGAUAUCGAUGAAGCCCUUUUGACCGGUGAAGCGUUACCUGUAACGAAGACGCUUGAGUCUAUCAAACCAACGUUAUCGCCUUCUGGUGAUACCGUUCCUAUCCCGGUUGGAGAUCGGACGAACAUGGCCUUCGCUUCGACAAGCGUUGUGAAGGGGAGAGGGAAGGGUGUUGUUGUGGCCACUGGUAUGGGAACUCAAGUUGGUGGGAUCGCUACUGCGUUGCAGGAUAAGAAGAAGCGCAAAUCUGGCGAAGGGAAGAAGGUGCCGUUGGGCAAGAGGUUCUAUGAGACCAUUAUGACCUUACUUGGGCUUCGGAGUGGUACACCUUUACAGAUCAAAUUGAGUAAACUGGCGUAUACCUUGUUCAUAUUGGCAAUCAUCCUCGCAAUUAUCGUGUUUGGCGUAGCAAAGUUCAAAGUCGAUAACGAAGUAGCCAUCUACGCCAUCGCUCUCGCCAUCUCCGUCAUUCCCGAAUCCCUUAUUGCCGUCUUGACUAUCACCAUGUCAGCGGGCACCCGACGAAUGGCCACACAAAACGUCAUCGUUCGGAAGCUCAAUGCCUUGGAAGCAUUGGGAGGUGUAACGGAUAUCUGUUCAGACAAAACUGGUACACUGACACAAGGGAAGAUGGUGGUCAAAGCUGCUUGGAUGCCCUCCGAUGGCUCUCUACCCGACAGAGAGUUCGCCGUCGAAUCUGGAACUGUAGCGUUGAACCCAGAGAGCGGGAAGGUUUACGAGGUUCGUAAUGAGAAGGAGAAGGAGGUUGAGAAACUCGAGGGAGAUGAAGGAUUGACGGAAUAUGUUAUGAUUGCUAGCAUGUGUGCUGUCGCUACCUUGACCAAAACCGAAGGAGAAGGUACAGAAAAGGCACGAUGGAAAGCCACCGGCGAUCCCACCGAAGUCGCUCUACAAGUCUUUUCUCACCGGUUUGGCGUUCGUAGGGAAGACCUCGCAUCCGGUACCGACGGCAGCCAAUACAAGCUUGUCGUCGAGCACCCCUUCGACUCCUCUAUUAAACGCAUGUCUAUGGUCUAUACCCGCAAUGAAGACGGACAAACCGAACCUAUCGUAUACAUGAAGGGAGCCGUCGAACGGGUCAUUGAGAGAUGCGUUCGCGUUCGUGGUGGACCGGAUCUAACGGAGGAAAUCAAAACCCGCAUUCUUUCCCAGAUGGAAUCAAUCGCAGGGCAAGGCUUGCGAGUAUUGUCUUUAGCCUCAAGGAGGCUUCAGGCAGCUACAGGUGUGGAGUUGGAGAAGAUGUCGAGAGAGGAUGUGGAGAAGGAUAUGGAGUUUGUCGGGCUGGUCGGGAUCUAUGAUCCGCCCAGGAAGGAAAGUGCUGGAUCUGUCAGGGCGUGUAGGGAUGGCGGGAUUAUUGUUCAUAUGUUAACAGGAGACCACCCCGCCACAGCUGCAGCCAUCGCACGGGAAAUCGGUAUAGUCGGUCCAGACGCUCCUAAAGGGGCUAUCAUGACUGCUACGGAAUUCAACGCAAUGACCGACGAAGAACUCGACGGCCUCCCGGCUCUCCCCCUCGUCAUUGCCCGCUGUUCCCCCGAAACCAAAGUUCGAAUGAUCCACGCUUCCCUUCGUCGUCCCGGGAAAUACCUGGCGAUGACAGGAGACGGUGUAAACGAUGCCCCUGCUCUCUCGCUAGCACCUGUUGGCAUUGCGAUGGGAUUGGAGGGUUCGGAUGUCGCUAAGGACGCGAGUGAUUUGGUGCUGAUGGACGAUAACUUUGGGAGUGUCGUUAGAGCCGUUGGGGAAGGACGGAGGAUGUUCUGGAACAUUCAGCGGUUCAUUGAACAUUUACUUUCGACUAAUGUUGGAGAAGUCAUCGUGCUCGUCAUUGGUUUGGUCUUCCAGGAUGCAUCAGGGAGAUCCGUGUUUCCUUUGAGUCCGUUAGCGGUGCUUUGGAUCAACAUGAUUACCUCAAGUCCUCCUGCGUUUGGUCUCGGUUUAGAAGCUGCAGAUCCGCUUAUAAUGAAACGACCACCACACUCGAUCAAAUCUGGCGUCUUUACAUGGCCGGUUAUCAUCGACUGUUUAUUUUACGGAUUGAUGCUUGGUGUAACCAGUCUCUGUUCCUUCAUCGCAGUCGUUUACGGCCGUUACGGCGGUAAUCUAGGACAAGAAUGUAACCGUGGCUUCACGAAUUUCGCAGAUGCAGGAGACUGCCAAGCCGUGUUUAGAGGACGGAGUACGACGUUUGCGACGUUGAUCAUCAGUAUCUUGUUCUACGCUUGGGAGCUCAAAUUCUUGGAUCGUCCUUUGGUUGCGCUGGUUGGCGCUGGUAACCGCGUCGAGGGUGGAAGGGGUUUAUGGGAGGAGUUGUGGAGGAACCAAGUGUUGUUCUGGGCCGUCAUCCUGGGAUCAGCCUCUGUCCCCAUAGCGAUCUACGUCCCCGUACUGAACACCAAGGUCUUCUACCAAGGUCCCAUUGGCUGGGAAUGGGGAGUUGUAGCCGGCAUGACACUCGUCUUUGUCGUUUCAGCAGAGUUAUGGAAAGGAUUGGUCAGAUCUAAGGAGUGGUAUGCUCGAAUUGGAGGAGGUAGCUUCGUUCAACCUGGGAAGGAAGCGGAAGGGCAGGGUUUGAUGGGGAGAGCGAGUGGUAGUAGCAGGACUGUGUCGCAGGAAGGUGAAACGAGGACUGCUGAGAAGGUGUGAGGUGGGCGAAUACCGACGGAUGUAUUGGAGUCCAUUCUCUACCCUCGUCGUGAAAGACGACAGAGAAACGGUAGAGUCGCAGAUUUUGCCUACGAAGAACACGAACACGAGGCGAUUUCAACAAUCGCGGCCUACGUAUGUAAUAGUGUACUACACGAAAAUCAUGUACAUCAUCAACAGGGCAAAGAAAAUAAUUAUGUUCUGACC